AUGCAGAAACAGCACCGCAUCUCGCUGCAGUGCUUGAUCGACCUUCUCCAGCUUGAGUACUACCGAUACGAGGUCACCUAUGGCCUUUAUGUGCUGACGCCAGGUGAAAAGUGGGUUGCCAACAUCAUUGUGAUAAUCUUCUUGGCACUGUUGAUAUGGGCACUGGCUUUUUAUUUCCCGUCGAUACUAUACCACAAGCUCGGUCGGCUUGUGUGGCUGUUCACUGGUCACAGUGAUGAGAAAGUCAGGGCGGUAUUGGGAAUACUCGACUAA
This is a messenger RNA of Penicillium verhagenii, 273 nucleotides long. RefSeq names its product serine palmitoyltransferase small subunit family protein. Bases 1 to 273 code for a protein of 90 amino acids. The transcript has a single exon. The record is from RefSeq and is a predicted model, not a curated record. NCBI's taxonomy places the organism in Eukaryota, Fungi, Ascomycota, Eurotiomycetes, Eurotiales, Aspergillaceae.